Messenger RNA from Rhodofomes roseus, 1704 nucleotides. RefSeq lists its product as uncharacterized. The transcript is spliced from 3 exons. The coding region runs from base 232 to 1575 and encodes 447 amino acids. The record is from RefSeq and is a predicted model, not a curated record. Lineage: Eukaryota; Fungi; Basidiomycota; Agaricomycetes; Polyporales; Fomitopsidaceae.
GUCGACUUCCCGGCCGUGGUUGACAUUGUAUAUCAGUGCUACACUAACGAUCUCAUACUCGACAUUAGCUAUAGCGUCCACGAUGCAAAUAGUCUGAUAGCCACGAGGCGAUCGAUCGGACAACAACACCUCCCGCCACAUUCGCUUAACUACGACCUUCACGCCCUCGAUUCGUCCAAGUACUACUUGCCCGUCCCAGGGUCUGUGGUACCACAAAACCUGUCGAACACGAUGGAAUCGAUGUCCAACCCUGGAAUCAAUCGAUGUCCGGCGGAGGUGCUCAUUGCGUUCAUCGAGGCUUCAGAACACGACGACCGCCGCACCCUGCGCGGUGUGAACAAGGUCUGGAGGACGUUAGCGACGCCGCUUGCCUUCGAUUCCCUCAUGCUGGAACAUACAAAGGAGGGCGUCGCGAGAAUGAUUAAGUUGUUUCGCGCUCGGCUGGCGAAGUGGGCGAAAAGGCUGGAAUACCGUGCUGGGGACCAGGCCCCUCUAGCGUUUGGGGACACUGCACUGAUCCCACCUAACCAACAGGACCCAGUGACUAAAGCAGUCACCGCGAUCCUGUCGGACCUCACGCGGCUCUUCCCCUUGCUCGAGUCGUUUCACGUUCGCCUCUUUGCGGGCAGGCACUUUGAAGCGCUGCACGUCCCGAUGACGCGCGAGGAGAUCAUUGCGGGUGUCUCCAAAUACAUCAUGCAGCAAUUCAAUGUCUUCGACGCAUUAACCGAAGCGGGCAACUCGCCCCCUUUGCGCCUCAAGACGCUGUCUCUUCGCAACCUUCUUCCAUGCCCUGAGCCAGCAAUGAUGGAGGAAGGCUUCAAGACGCUGAUGGAGUCCGUGGAGAACCUGACGCUCACGGUGCACCGCGCGCGUACCUUGGACAGCCAAGAGUACUGGGAGGCGUUCUGGCAGGAGUACCUACCGGACUACAUACUUGCCCCCGCGCAAAGCAGCCUCACAUCCUUGUCCAUGACGAGCGACCAGCCUGUCGGCACAGAAUGGCCGGGAGUUAACUUCCCCAGCCUCCACUUCCCCUCCUUGUGCAGUCUGAAGCUCGGCGGGUUCUGCUUCGACAUCGACAGUAACCUCGAGGACUUCAUCCUCAGACACCAAACGACUCUUACGUCGCUCGUGCUCGAUUCCUGCCCCAUGCACACGGGCGCCACCUUCCGGAACAAAAUCCCGCAGCGCAAGUGGUCCCAGGUGUUUGAUCGCCUCGAGGUGGGGCUCACGGAGCUCACCUACGUCCGCGUGAUGUGCAAGUACCUGUGGGGUCUGGAUGUGGAAGCCUCGCCGCGCACGGAGAUGGCACUCACCUACGAGACAUCCACGUCAGGCUACGGGUACAACCGGGGCGAGCCGGUGAACUCGGCUGUUGAACGGGAGGACCGGCGGGCUCUGGAGAAGUUCUAUGUCACCGUCGACGAGAGGAGACGAGAGGAAGGACUUGGCCCAUUGGAGAGCUUGGCUGCGGCUCGGGCGCGUCCACAGGAUAGGCUCCCGCGCGCUGAAGAGUUUCCUGAACUCAUCGACAUGGUGAUGGCAGGGCUGUUAACGACUCACUUCGGUUGAGGGAGCUGGCGAUUAUCGGUUAAGUGACGUUGUACAAUACUACCUAGACAGUCUAUUGCUAACACUGUAUAACACAUGUCUUCCAAAUUCAUUUGAACAACAUUGACUAUGCCUUCGCAGGGACUAUUG